AUGUUUAUCUCUGAUAGGACCAAGCCAGGUAAAACUGAGAUCCGACCAGACGCCGAUUUCUUCCACCUGAGCCACAGCCUCAACACCCGUGAUCUACGUCACAACGACCCGUAUGUGGCCAGCACCAAGGAGGGACUUCCGGCCAGAAUGCAGUACAAACCGGCAAAGGGCGGCAACCCAUUCAGCACGUCGGUUAUGAAGGACGAUUACUCGGACUUGAACAGACGAUCGUACACCCAGGCGCAAGUACGUAUGUUGGAACAGGACAAUAAACUAGCAUCCAAGAUGAUAGAGAACUCGCAUUUCUUCCACACAGACAACAGUGGAAUGAACCAGUUCCGAUCUGUCACAAUGCAUGACUUCGUUCAACCGGACGAGAUGACAGGAGGUAAGUUCAAUCCCGACUUCACACUUUAA
This is a messenger RNA of Aplysia californica (California sea hare), 417 nucleotides long. RefSeq lists its product as uncharacterized. The record is from RefSeq and is a predicted model, not a curated record. Bases 1 to 417 code for a protein of 138 amino acids. The transcript is spliced from 4 exons. Lineage: Eukaryota; Metazoa; Mollusca; Gastropoda; Aplysiida; Aplysiidae.